AUGUCUGGAUACUUCAACCAUCUCUCUUCAAGCGCUCAUUUCACAAAUAUUCAAGCAGAUCAGGGCCUCAUAAGUGACGCUAGUGGUACAAGCGGUGAUCAUGGCAGUAGCAGUAUGAUUGAUUUCGCUCUACAACUUGAAGAACUGAGCCUGGAAGAGAAAAUAGUUAAGGAGUUCACCCUAUUCCAGAGCAAGAACAUGGACUUAUUGCAAGAGACGGCGACGGCGAGUCCGAAUACUAAUCACUCCUUAAGACAGAGCCAAAUUCAAGGUUGGUAA
Messenger RNA from Saccharomyces paradoxus, 279 nucleotides. RefSeq lists its product as uncharacterized. The transcript has a single exon. Bases 1 to 279 code for a protein of 92 amino acids. The record is from RefSeq and is a predicted model, not a curated record. NCBI's taxonomy places the organism in Eukaryota, Fungi, Ascomycota, Saccharomycetes, Saccharomycetales, Saccharomycetaceae.